UAAGUACAUUAAAAUGUUAAAUGUCAUUGUAAAAUUAGACUUUAUUUUGAUAAAGUAUGUAUUGAUCUUCAGUCAAGAUACUCAGAAUAUAAGGCUUACAUGUAGAUAUCCAUCCAAUACUGUGUUUAACUCUUUUCCAUGGAGAACGAUAGACCAAAGUUCUUGAUAUUGGCAGAUUAUAUCAUUAUUGGGUACCUCCCCCCCAAUACACACACAGGAUAUAUUUUAAAGUACAUCUCAUACAGUCAAUCCUUAUAUGCUUAUCUAGGAGCUUGGUGACCUCUAAUGGACAGUUAAAAAUCUGCAAUAUGUACUUUUUGAUAAAACAAGAACAAAGUGUGCUUCUUAUAGCUUGUUUUGACUUCCUUUUCCAGAAAAGGUUACGGGAAAUAAAUAAAGAGUAUGAAUAUUAUGUAUGUUUAAUCAUUUUUGUAUUAAAAUCAUUUGCAGGAGAUCACACAUCUGAAAUUCUUACUGCAUAUCUUGGGCUCCUGAUUUCAAGCUUCCAAAUCCAUCAACAUAUGUUUUGCCAUUGCUUCCGCAAACACUUGAUGGGAACAGAUGGUGCUUCAUGCUUUCAAUAUUAAGCCUCAAGAUUUGGAUAUUGUGGAAAGUAAACUGCUAUCUCAACACAAAUACCAUUUGGAGAUUUCGUCACUGCUUCUGUCAUUUCCUUGUGCUCAUACUAUUUAUUGAAACUGGAUGCUUUUAUUAAGAAACACAACUGGGUUUUGGAAAAACAGUAUUUAUACAUUUAAAAGACUGAUACCAACUUGUCCAUUAUGACUCUUCAUUACAGGCACAAAUAUAACAAGUUACUCCCUAUAAUAGUCAUGAUUCCAUUUUCACAAUCACAUAGUAAAAGGUAGAAUAACUUUUAACACUUCAAAGUAUUCUGGGAUGUUUAAAACAUAAACAACAAUAUAAAAUUAACUCUUAAUCUGUAAGAUACAUGAAAUUUGAUGUAUUCAGUCAUUGAAAUUGUGAGCUUUGUUUUGAGUAUUUGUUAUUAUUGUAUUACAUGAAUUGUCUGCAUGAAUAUGCGGAUUGAUAGAAUUACAUGAAUUUCUUUGGAUAGCUUAUGAAACAUUUGGAUUGCUAUCCUUGAAUGAAUUAUUUGAGUAGUUAGGGAUAAUUUAAAAUGACAUUUUAGGCAUUUUGUGUGAAAUGAAUUAGUGUACUAUUUAAAAGAAGUUGUUUGCUACCUUAAUUACCAUAGAUACUUCGAAGAAAAACAUGUCUAAAGCCCCUCAAAUCCAUAUUUUCUUUGGUGCACCCAUCCUCCCAACAUUAUUAAAGAAACCCAAAGAAGAUACAUAUUUAAUAGCUACCACUGAACCAUGGAAAAAGCUCUAUUUUUCAUUUGCCAAAGAUACUUUUACCCUUUGUAUGAGAAAAUCCAAAUGUCCUGAUCAUACAUGCCAUCAAAUGCCAAACAGUGAAGCAUUGUCUGUCUGUUCCAAAGAUCAACUCACAACAAGCUUUAGGAAAAAAUGUGCGACUGAUGCUGAAAGUGUAAAAUCCGUCAGCAAUGAAAACAAAAUAAGUGAGUCAACUGGCAACAUUUGUCAUGUCUCUGGAAACAUAAGCACAGAGAAUCAAAUGAAUCAUCUUGCUUAUGAGCAGCUUCUUAAUCCAGUGAAAACAGAUGAAGAACAAAGCAAACAGUCUGAAGACAAUGAAGGAGCUGCCAGUUACAUGAUACGUAAUCACUUUGAUUUUUCUCCCUUAGUUCCCAGUACUAGUAAUGUCAGCAAAAAUGUAAAGUCAAUUGAACAGGAUGAAAACCCACCAGCCUUUCAGUGUGAUCAUUGCCAGCCCCAGGGUCAUUAUCUGACAAUACAUAGCCCACAGAUAAUGAAUAAAUCAAAGAUUGAAAAACCACUUCAUGUCUGUGCAAGCCUUGGAGUAUCAACAGACACUGAAUAUCUUAGUAUUCUGACCUCAAGUCAGAUUGCUUUUCUUUCUGGAAGGCAUGCUGCAGAACAAAAUAAAAUUCAAAGCAAAUCUGCAAAGGACAAGGAAAUGAAAUUGUACAAGCCCUGUAAGGAUAAUGAAAUAGUAUCAGAUCCACUUAUCCAGUUAAAUGAAAAUGGUAAUGUAUAUGUUGAUGUAGCUAAGAUAAAUUGUACACAGACUUACGAGAGCUCUCCCGAACUUUUUGAUUCUAACAGUCCUGUGAAAGAGAACUCAAUUGUGAAAGAAACAAGCCUGCAGGAAACUGGUGGCAUGCCCACCCAGCAUUUGCAUUCACCUGAUAAUAAAUGUAAUAAUGAUUUCUGUCAUACUGAACCACCAAAGAUAGGAACACUCUGUUCUAAAGGAGACUGGUCUGCUAAAAGACCUCGAGCAUUUGAAGAUAUCUUACCUACAACUAACUUUAGAGGAGAUGAUCAGCGGCAAUCAAAGAAAGCCAAGUCAGAUGAUUCUCCCAUAUGUCCAGUUGUACCAGUUAAGGAACAGGUCAUUUUAGGAUACAAGAAAGCUCAGAAGUACCCAUCCUUACUUAACAAAUGUCUCUGCAAAGGCCAAAAGUACACUGUCUUAGUCACAGUAUUGCAUCCUUGCCAUAUCAAGGAAAUACAGAUCAAGUCAGGAAAUAAAUUGCCCUCACAUGUUCCAUUAGCCACAGUGGUAGUAUUUGAUCAGUCGGAAGUACAACGAAAGGUGAUGUUAUGGAGAGGAGCAGCAUUUUGGUCACUUACACUCUUUCCUGGAGACAUCAUUCUACUUACAGAUGUGAUUGUAUAUGAGAACUGCUGGUCUGAGGAAACAAUGCUGCAAUCAACUUUUACUAGUCAAUUACUGAAUCUUGGAAGCUGCUCAACUGUUAAUCAGAAUGAAUUCUCCUACGUAGUGAAUGUUAAUAUUCUCCAGGAUUUGCUGGCAUAUGUGUCUUCAAAACAUCCCUAUCUGGAAGCUCUCCCUCAAAGGAAGACACAGACCCUGAACAAUGUACAACAUGCUCUGCUUCAUCAACUUGAACCAGAUAUAUUGGUGCAUGCUGUCAUGAAAAUUGUUAAUCUCACUGUCCUAACUGAAUCGACAUAUAGUUUCAAAGGAGAAAGAAAAAGAAAAAUUAUUUUAACAGUGGAACAAGUCAAGGAUCAAAACAAAACUUUGGUUUUAUGGGGAGCUUCAACAGCCUUCUAUCCUCAACUUCAAAGGAAAAGAGAUCAUAUCUGGGAAUUUAAAUACCUGUUUACAAAGCACAAUCCUGUUUCUGGUGAACUUGAAUUGCACACAACACCUUGGUCAACUCUGGAGUGUCUUUUUGAUGAUGACAGAAGAGCUGUAGAUUUCAAAGAAAAGUUUGAAAAGGAUGCCAAACCAUUAAUGGGGGUGAUUUCUCUUGCUGCACAUCUAGAAGAGAAGUGUUCUGGAAUAAUUCAAGUGAAAGCCCAUAUCUCAGAGCUGAAAUUUACUGUUGCUUCCUCUCCACGUGGGGAAGUUGUUUUUGAUUCAAAUGCUUCACUACAGCAUAUACUCAACUCUCUUGCUUUGAUUACUUAUGCGGGAUGUGCAAAAUGUGGAUUUGAACUCCAGACAGAUGAUAACAAGAUCUACAAACAGUGUGUUAGCUGUUUACCCUCAAAUAAAGUGAGAACAUUCUACAGACCAGCACUGAUGACCAUAGAAGAGGGAGGAUAUGAAAUCCGUGUUCAAGUGAUAUCAGAACUGAUUGGGAAAAUGUUUCUCAAUAUUCCAGCUGAGUGGCUAAGCAAAACCAUAGAGCCUUCCUUAGAUACCACUUACGGUAUGAUUGUAGCAGAUCUGUGCCACGCGCUGCUCACAGAUACAAAAGCAUCCUAUCUUUUGACAAUCAGAAGCCAUUUUGUACUGGAUGAAAACAGCUAUCCGUUGGAGAAUGAUUUUCAUCUAUUGAGUUUUCAUCUUGACCUCUGAAUCAGGGGCUUUCUUGGAAAAAUGAUGAGCCUUUUCUGCCAUCCAGUCUCUGAUGCGCUAAGUGACUUUAAAAAACAAUGAAUUUCUAUUUUAACUAGAUGUAUAAAAUAUUCCAGAGUUUGUUUUAUUUUUAUACACAUUAUUUUAUAGAUAUGAAUUUUAUAGAUAUGUAUUAUUUAUGAAUAGAAAUUAUUUUUCUAUUCAAAAUCUCCCCAUUGACU
This is a messenger RNA of Sceloporus undulatus (fence lizard), 4127 nucleotides long. It is a transcript of the gene SHLD2, whose product is annotated as shieldin complex subunit 2. The record is from RefSeq and is a predicted model, not a curated record. The coding region runs from base 1237 to 3906 and encodes 889 amino acids. Gene Ontology annotation, biological process: regulation of double-strand break repair via homologous recombination. The transcript is spliced from 8 exons. NCBI's taxonomy places the organism in Eukaryota, Metazoa, Chordata, Lepidosauria, Squamata, Phrynosomatidae. Gene Ontology annotation, cellular component: nucleus; site of double-strand break.